UAGUACCAUAUAAAAAUAUCGCCAAACGAGAAGACAGAAAAUACAGAGAGAGAGAGAGAGAUAAUAAUAAUAGAAGAAGAAAAUAAAAGGAAAGGAAACUGAUAGUUUAGGCAGUGGAAUUUGGAGUACUGGUGAUAUAAUAAUAAUAAAGAACGAAAAUCUAAGACAAGUGCGAGAGAGAGGGGGAGAGGGAGAGGGCGGAGGGAAAGGGGUGAGAAUGGCGGGGAGUGGUAGCGAGAGAGUAGCGGUGGAGUUGUGUAAAGGCAUCAACGGCCUUGAUAAGGUUGUGCUCCGCGGGCCACGUGGCUCUUCUGCUGAGGUGUAUUUGUAUGGCGGUCAUGUGACAUCCUGGAGGAAUGACCAUGGAGAGGAGUUGCUUUUUGUCAGCAGUAAGGCAAUAUUCAAACCUCCAAAGGCAAUUCGAGGCGGUAUUCCAAUAUGCUUUCCUCAAUUCGGAAGUCAUGGUUCCCUUGAGCAGCAUGGAUUUGCCAGGAAUAAGUUUUGGAGCAUUGACACUGAUCCACCUCCAUUUCCAACAAAUUCAAAGUCCUUUAUUGAUUUGAUCCUUAAGCCGUCUGAAGAGGAUACGCAGAAGUGGCCUUACAGUUAUGAGUUUCGUUUGAGGGUAGCUUUGGGACCCGGGGGAGAUCUGAUGCUGACAUCUCGCGUUAGGAAUACGAAUGCUGAUGGAAAGCCAUUUACAUUUGCAUUUGCUUAUCACACAUAUUUCUCUGUUUCAGACAUCAGUGAAGUGCGGGUUGAAGGUUUAGAGACACUGGAUUAUCUUGACAACUUGCAAAAUAAGCAACGUUUUACUGAACAAGGGGAUGCAUUAACAUUUGAAUCAGAAGUUGACAAGAUAUACCUUAGCACUCCUACUAAAAUUGCAAUUCUGGAUCACGAAAAGAAGAGAACCUUUGUACUACGCAAAGAUGGAAUUCCAGAUGCUGUGGUGUGGAAUCCAUGGGAUAAGAAGGCAAAGACUAUGACUGAUUUUGGAGAUGAUGAGUACAUGCACAUGCUCUGUGUGGAAGCUGCUGCUGUUGAAAAACCCAUCACACUAAAACCUGGUGAGGAGUGGAAAGGAAGGCUGGAACUUUCUGCGGUUCCUUCCAGCUAUUGUAGCGGUCAACUUGAUCCUCAGAAAGUUCUUCAGAGCAGCUAACAAGGAUCCUUGAUUUUGAUAUACAUAUUUUGUACAGCUACAUGGGCUGAAAGUUUAAAAUUCAGCACUCUGAAUAUGUAGUUGGUGCCAUUCAGGACUGGAAUUCACUCACAUCUGUGUAGAUGGCUCAAUUAUGCCUUUGCUUGAGAAGAUGUUGAAACUUGAAUGUUGUAUUUUCUGUAGAUCACUGCUGUGAAAUGAGAUGGUCCUUCCCUUUUAUA
Molecule: messenger RNA, 1386 nt
Organism: Populus trichocarpa (black cottonwood)
Lineage: Eukaryota; Viridiplantae; Streptophyta; Magnoliopsida; Malpighiales; Salicaceae
Product: putative glucose-6-phosphate 1-epimerase
Exons: 8
Coding region: 218-1165 (315 amino acids)
Biological process (GO): carbohydrate metabolic process
Molecular function (GO): carbohydrate binding; isomerase activity
Source: RefSeq, a predicted model, not a curated record